Messenger RNA from Acanthopagrus latus (yellowfin seabream), 2252 nucleotides. It is a transcript of the gene bet1l, whose product is annotated as Bet1 golgi vesicular membrane trafficking protein-like. The record is from RefSeq and is a predicted model, not a curated record. The transcript has 4 exons. Gene Ontology annotation, molecular function: SNAP receptor activity. The coding region runs from base 41 to 370 and encodes 109 amino acids. Lineage: Eukaryota; Metazoa; Chordata; Actinopteri; Spariformes; Sparidae. Gene Ontology annotation, biological process: retrograde transport, endosome to Golgi; regulation of retrograde vesicle-mediated transport, Golgi to ER. Gene Ontology annotation, cellular component: Golgi trans cisterna; SNARE complex.
ACCUGCCUGCGCACAGCUGAUCGUGACGUCACUCGUCAACAUGGCGGACUGGAAUAGAGGUCAUGGCUCUGUGGAAGACAUGCUGGAUGCCGAAAACAAACGGAUGGCUGAGAACCUGGCCAAUAAAGUCUCCAGACUGAAAUCUCUGGCAUACGACAUCGAUAGAGAAGUAGAUGAUCAGAACGAGUAUCUGGACGGCAUGGACUCGAACUUCCUAAGUGCGACAGGUCUGCUGACCGGCAGCGUGAAACGUUUCUCCACCAUGGUCCGAUCAGGCAGAGACAACCGCCGCAUCCUCUGCUACGUGUCCGUGGGCCUGGUCCUGGUCUUCUUCCUGCUAUAUUACCUUGUCUCCAGAAUUCAACGCUGACGGAAAAACCAGAUCACCCAGGAGCUUGUCCUAAUGUGGAGCUCGGACUGUAGAAUCUGACAUCAUAAUCAUCUCUGUGGUUGUCCUUCACAGGAGAAGACUUUUUAUUCUGCACCAAAGUGAGAAAACAAACCACAUUUUUGAAAACAUUUUGUUGAUUUGUUGGACUGACCAGCAGGGAGUUCUGGUGCUGGGGAAACGGUAGUGGGUGUGGUCAUGCCUACUAUAUAUAUAUAUAUAUAUAUACACACACACACACACACACACACAAAUGUUGGACUUUGGGCUAUUCCACUGGGCAUGGUCCCUUCCUAUGGCAGCCAGGAAGUCUUAAUAUGGGUAAAUUGAAGGUACAGCCAGAACGCAGCACAGGUGGGAGUGCCACCAACUACAGCUGACAUUUAUUCACAGGGUAACUGGGUCUGAGUUCCAGACUGAAAAAUAAUUUAAGUUUUGAGUACUAGCUGCUCAAAUUCAAAAUUACUUAAAUAUAUUUUGAAAACUAAUAAACUGGGUGGUGUUGACUAUUGAAUCACACUGACUCAAAAAAUCAAGACAGCGACUGUCAGGAGGGAAAAUUUUGCUUUUUCUUUAUGAAGUUUAAUUUCCAUUUUGAUUGAUGUCAACAUGCAUAAUUUGAUAUUUCCUGUCAAAACAUGAAACUUUGAUGUUUUCUAUUAUUAUUUUCUUUUGAAAGUUGUUUAGUGUUCAAUCUGGAAAAGCAAUGGGGAUUUGGACACAGCAUGUGAUGAUUUGCUGUUUAGCAUAUGAAGUGACAUAACCACUUGCUAUUGGCUGGUCUUUAGUGCACCAGGUGAUGUCACCAUCUGUUGAAGGACUGUCAGCUAACUGUUUCAUUUUCAUGUCUCUUUGUUUUUUAUUUUUUUAUUUUAAGGAUCAAUGUUAACACAGGUUUGUGAAAGCAGCUUGUUGUAAGCUUUUUUCUAAGCAUCUAACGUCAUUUUAUAUAUUCUGUUCAGUUGAUUGACGAGAGAUACGAUUAUAGGCCAAUACUACAUCCGAAAUAUGUGAAUCUAUUUUUUCUAAAAAAAAAAAAAUUAAAUAUCAGUUUGUUUAGUUGUGUUUUACUUCAGUCUCAUGAGCAGUACUAGCUCAUUGUGUGUUUGCAGUUCACCCUGUUUCCUUCAAAUAAUAGAGAGGAAUAAUUGGGACCUGUUCUGUUUGUGCUGUAUAGGGAUAUUGGCAUAAUUUGUCUUCAUGAAUUAUAUUCCACAUCCAGUCCUUCUGAAAGAGACAAAAACUAUUUAAGAGGGUAAUAAAGAGUUUACUGUCUCUAUUUGUUUACAUUCCCGCUGUUUGGACUGCUAAUCAGCCACAGCCAGGAUUUAAUAUUGUUAUUAUUAAUACACAAAUGGUUUUAAUGAUGGAACUUGUAGGAGAUAAUAGCAAAAAAUAUAUCUGUAACAGUCUUCAUUGACAAAGAGAAGAAUAUUUUUAUUUUCAUAACAUAGUAUGACUUAGAUAAAUUGUAUUUCAGUAACCAAAUGGAAAUUAAUCGCAACAGUAUAUCACAUAUAUCAAGUCUGAAUUUUAUUUCUUUUAUGUUUAUGUGAAUGUCAUUUCCCAAUAUCAAAAUAUAAAUGCUUCAUGUUCAAAACAGGAAUAAAAUUCUUAAACUUUGCCUUUUAGUAUAUUAAAAGAUAAAAAGAAAAUAUUUUUAAACAACCUUGUUGUAGUUGAAGAAUGCAACCUCCCCCACAUACACAUAUUUUUGUAUUCAGCUAAGUUUAUGAAUUAAUCAGCUCUGCAGUGCGGAAGUUUUCACCACAAAAAAUAUUGUCUGAAAAACAAAAUUAAAGAAUGGACAUACAAGUUUGUUGAAAUGGCAUUUAACAUGCAAUAAAUUGUCUAUACAUUUUGA